UCAUUUGUCAAUUGAAGAUAUCAAAACACAACUAGAUUCGUGGACAGAAUUAAAAAGGACAAAUUGCACUCUCCCAUUUCUACAAAACACUUCUCAUCUGAUCUCCUCCUUCUUCCCAAAUCCAAAUUCUUGAGAAGAAAAAGAGACAUGGCUGCUUCUUCUUCCUUUCAACUCUCAAGCCUUCAAAUUCAAACCCCACCUCUUAAAAAAUCAAACUUUCUUGGACAGUCUCACAACCUUAACCUCAAUAAUAUUCAUGCCAAAUCAACUUUGAAACAAACUUCAACCUCAGUUACAGCCAAAUUCAAUCUUUAUGAGAUUCUUGGAGGUAGAGGUCUAUGUAAUGGAGAAGAAGGUAUAGAAAAAGAGCUAAACAAGUCGGUUUCGGAAGAACCAUCAUCAGCAGCAGCACCACCACCAGCUAGUGAUGAUAAUCAAGAAAACAGCGAAACCGGGGAGUUCCCAGUAGAUGGAUUUGAGAAAGAAAUGAUGGGGUUUACAGGCGGAUUUCCGGGAGGUGAAAAGGGUUUACAGAAAUUCAUAGAGAAAAAUCCACCACCUCCCAAGAAAACAGAAUCAUCAAGUAUGGUUUUUUCUGGUUUUAAUCAGAGACCAAAGCCACCUGAAUUGCCACUUUUGUUACCUGGGAUGAUUGCUAUUGUCAAGAAUACUAAUAAUCCAUAUUAUAUGUAUUGUGGGAUUGUGCAGAGGAUCACUGAUGGCAAAGCUGCUGUUCUAUUUGAAGGUGGGAAUUGGGAUAGGUUGAUUUCUUUCAGGCUUGAAGAACUCGAACGAAGAGAGAAAGGCCCACCAAUGGUGAGUCCUAGGUCUGUCAUACUUGAAAACAUGGUAGAAAAGAACUCUGAAGCUUGAAUUUGCUUCACUCUUAUUGAGUAGAUUGUUUGUUCUUUUGUGUCUUUUGGGUUGUUGUACAUACAAGAUGUGUAAGUUUUGUAAUGGCAAUGGCAUAAUAAGGAAAGGCAGAAUGCUUUUGUGCAGGAA
Lycium ferocissimum is the source of this 1002-nucleotide messenger RNA. Its product is annotated as NAD(P)H-quinone oxidoreductase subunit S, chloroplastic. Bases 148 to 873 code for a protein of 241 amino acids. The record is from RefSeq and is a predicted model, not a curated record. Gene Ontology annotation, biological process: photosynthetic electron transport chain. Lineage: Eukaryota; Viridiplantae; Streptophyta; Magnoliopsida; Solanales; Solanaceae. The transcript has a single exon.